Molecule: messenger RNA, 882 nt
Organism: Rotaria sp. Silwood2
Lineage: Eukaryota; Metazoa; Rotifera; Eurotatoria; Philodinida; Philodinidae
Source: the annotation of a GenBank genome assembly
AUGGAAAGAAUAUUUAUACUAACUAAAACUCAUUUAAAACUACCAGAUACAUACGAAUUUGGAGUAGAUAAAAAGACAAUUAAAUUUAUUAUUUUAUUAACUAUUUUCAUUAUAUUUCUUAUAAUUAUAUCAACUAUUUCUUCAUCAAAUCGAAAAUUAAUCAUAAAAAAUAUAAUAAAUCCAGUGGAUAAUUUUUAUUCUUGUAUUGCUGUGCUUGUCGAAUUUCGUACAGUUGAUCAUAUUAUUGCAAUUGUUCAUAAUGUUAAUCAUCAUAUUCCAUCAACAUGGCCAAUUCAAAUAUUUCAUGGAAAAGAUAAUGAAGGUUUUAUUAGAAAUUCAACUUUAGCACCAUUAAUUGCAUCAGAAAAAAUUCUUCUUACAUUCAUGAAUCAAACUUAUGAUCGUGCUCGAACAAAUGAAUUAUUAACAGAUCGUAAAUUUUGGCAACGUGUUCGUGGUGAAAAAAUCCUUCUUUUUCAAAUCGAUUCAGCUAUGUGUUCAAAUUCUCCACAUAAAAUUACUGAUUUUCUUCAAUAUGACUACAUUGGUGCUCCAUGGGAUCUUUCAUUUUUUACAUUUGAUAAACAAUAUCGUGUAGGAAACGGUGGAUUUUCAUUACGAAGUCGUAGUAAAAUAAUUGCUUUACUUGCACUUGUGCCAUAUGAUUCCAGAAUGCCAGAAGAUGUUUGGUAUGCACAAAAUUUACAUCGAGUUAAUGGAUCAAUACCUUCAAUUGAAAUAGCAAAAACAUUUUCUGUUGAAUCAAUGUAUUAUGCACGACCAUUAGGUGUACAUCGAUUUCCUUGGCAUUGUCGAUUUCGUGCAGAUUUAGCAAAUACAUGUCCUGAAUCAAUGCUAAUUAUGCCAGAUGUAUGCCAUUAA